Erinaceus europaeus (western European hedgehog) is the source of this 1994-nucleotide messenger RNA. RefSeq names its product biotinidase (gene BTD). The transcript has 4 exons. The record is from RefSeq and is a predicted model, not a curated record. NCBI's taxonomy places the organism in Eukaryota, Metazoa, Chordata, Mammalia, Eulipotyphla, Erinaceidae. Gene Ontology annotation, molecular function: hydrolase activity, acting on carbon-nitrogen (but not peptide) bonds, in linear amides. The coding region runs from base 145 to 1728 and encodes 527 amino acids.
UGUGACCAGCGGGCAAGGCAGUGAGAUGUCAGCUGGACACAGAAUCCUGCAAAAUAAUGAGGAGUCAUUGUUGGCGCUUAAUAUUUGAAGGAGCAGCCUUUCCAGCAAAUAGUGACACCCCAGCACCUCACCGAGCCCUGAUUUAUGGUCCGAGCCAUGUUCGCGCUGUUCCUCUGCAGCUGCGGUCUGGUGCUCGCCCCGGGCGCCUGGGGUGAAGCGGCGCGUCCCGGGAAGCAGCCCCGCGCCCAGUGUCCCCAGGCCGGCUGCUUCGUGGCCGCGGUGUACGAGCACCAGUCCGUCCUGAGUCCCGACCCGCUGGCUCUCAUCAGCCGCCAGGAGGCGCUGGAGCUCAUGGACCAGAACCUGGCCGUCUAUGAAGAGCAAGUGAUGGCCGCCGCCCGAAAGGGCGCACAGAUCAUUGUGUUUCCAGAAGACGGCAUUCAUGGCUUCAACUUUACAAGAACCUCCAUUUACCCAUUUCUGGACUUCAUGCCUUCUCCCCAGCUGGUCAGGUGGAACCCGUGCCUGGAGCCCCAUCGAUUCAAUGACACAGAGGUCCUCCAGCGUUUGAGCUGUAUGGCCAUGAAGGGAGAGAUGUUCGUGGUGGCCAAUCUGGGGACAAAGCAGCCUUGCCACAGCAGCAACCCCGGGUGUCCAGACGAUGGCAGAUACCAGUUCAACACGAACGUCGUGUUCAGCAGCAACGGAACCCUGGUUGACCGCUACCGCAAACACAACCUCUACUUUGAGGCGGCUUUUGAUACCCCUCUCCAGGUGGACCACAUUGUCUUUGAUACCCCCUUUGCUGGCAAGGUUGGCAUCUUCACCUGCUUUGACAUACUGUUCUUCGACCCCGCUGUCAGUCUCCUGAGAGACCCUGAAGUGAAGCACAUUGUGUACCCUACCGCCUGGAUGAACCAGCUCCCACUCUUGGCAGCCAUUCAGAUCCAGAGUGCCUUUGCCAUCGCCUUCGGCAUCAACUUUCUGGCGGCUAACGUCCACCACCCAACUCUGGGCAUGACAGGAAGUGGCAUACACACCCCUCUGCAGUCCUUUUGGUACCAUGACAUGGAAAGUUCCCGAGGCCACCUGAUAACUGCCAAGGUAGCCAGAAACCCAGUGGGACUUGUGGGUUCAGAGAACACCACUACUGACACAGACAUAUCCCAUAGCAAGUUUUUAAAAAUCCUGGCGAGCAGUCCUUUCUGUGAGAGGGACGCUCAGGAAGUGUACUGUGAGAGGGACGCCAGGUGGAACUUGGACGCUCCCCCGACCUUCCACUCAGAGAUGAUGUAUGACAACUUUACCCUGGUCCCGGUGUGGGGGAAGGAAGGCUACCUCAGAGUCUGUUCCAACAGCCUCUGCUGCUCCUUACUUUACCAGAGGCCGGCACUGUCCCGGGAGUUGUAUGCCCUGGGCGUCUUUGACGGCCUGCACACUGUGCAUGGCACUUACUAUGUUCAAGUCUGCGCCCUGGUCAAGUGUGGCAGCCUGGGCUUUGACAGCUGUGGGCAGGAGAUCACAGAGGCCGCGGGGGUGUUUGACUUUCACCUGUGGGGGAACUUUAGCACUUCCUAUAUCUUUCCUCUGCUUCUCACCUCAGGGAUGACCCUGCAGACCCCUGACCGGCUGGGCUGGGAGAACGAGCACUAUUUCCUGAGGAAGAGUGGCCUGUCCUCUGGCCUGGUGACUGCGGCCCUGUAUGGGCGGCUGUAUGAGAGGGACUAGGGAACAACAGGUGGGGACCCCAGCCCACAGGCACCGGGACCACCUCUCUGCCCCUGAGCCCACCCUAGGAGCUGUGGAGGCGAAAGAUCUCCCCCCCCAUACAGCCAGUCUCUUCCUUUGAAAUAGUAUCACUAAGACAUUUUUUCUAGUAUAUUCUACUUACAUUUAUGUUUUCCCAGUCUUAUUUUCCUCCAGCCAAUCUUUUAUGACACAAUUGGCUUUCAAAACGACAAUAAAAAUCUUCUUAUUUUUUACACAUCCCUUAA